Messenger RNA from Callorhinchus milii (elephant shark), 1953 nucleotides. RefSeq names its product mitochondrial ribosomal protein L38 (gene mrpl38). The record is from RefSeq and is a predicted model, not a curated record. The coding region runs from base 182 to 1213 and encodes 343 amino acids. The transcript has 9 exons. Gene Ontology annotation, cellular component: mitochondrial large ribosomal subunit. NCBI's taxonomy places the organism in Eukaryota, Metazoa, Chordata, Chondrichthyes, Chimaeriformes, Callorhinchidae.
AUACUGGCGGACUGGCCGAGGACGCGCGGCGGGACAAGAUGGCGGCGCUGGUCAGGCUCGGGGCCGCUGUCGGGCGGUCGCAGGUGCGGGAGCCGCUGAGGAGCAUCACAGGCUCGGAGUCUGCCGUUCGACAUUUCUCUGUUUCGGCCUCUCUGAGGAACGAGUUCCUCCUCUGGGACCGAUGCCCAACGAGGAGAUUGACGUGAACGACCUGGACUCGCUGGAGAAGUACCGCAGCUACAAGCGCUAUCUGCAGGUGGCGGAGAAAGCGAGGCAGCAGACUGCCUGGUGGAGAACGUAUCAGCAGUACGUCCAGGAGCCAAGUACAGAGAAGAUUGACAUUGGUCUGCCUCAUUUCAGAGGGUCACGGAGGAAGGAAUGGAAGGAACGGAGAGACAUAAUCAAGGAGAAUCGCAGAAACAGUGACCUUGAGAGCGCGGCAAGGCACAGGACAUUGCUGAUUUCUCUGGAUAAAGUGAAAGCUGAAUGGGAGAAAACCUGCGGCCCUUACCACCUAAGGACCCUGAGUGAGCACUACGGAGUUUACAGAGAUCUCUUCCGCAGCGCCACCUUCGUCCCACGUGUGAUGCUCCGCGUUCAGUACGAACUCAGUGAGGACCUUGUGCCAGUGUAUCACGGGAACGUGGUGACUCCCACAGAGGCAGCGGCUCCUCCUGAGGUGUCCUUCGAAGCGGAAGCGGGGUCUCUGUGGACUCUUCUCCUGACUAAUCCAGACGGCCACCUGAAAGAGGAUGAAUCUGAGUACGUCCAUUGGCUUGUAGGCAACAUUCCUGGGGAUUCUGUGCGGGAAGGAGAUGAAAUCUGCCAUUAUUUCCCCCCUUUCCCCGCUAAAGGAACCGGAUACCAUCGAUUCAUUUUCAUCCUAUUCAAACAAGAUGAACGCAUCGACUUCAAGGAAGACUGUAGGCCCUCCCCAUGUCAUAACCUGGAGAGGAGAACCUUUACGACAUUUGAUUUCUACAAGAAGCACCAGGGUUUGAUGACACCUGCUGGACUGGCAUUCUUCCAAUGUCCCUGGGACGAGUCUGUCACAAACACGUUCCAUACACUUCUCGAUAUGAAGGAGCCUAUCUUUGAGUAUGAUUUCCCUCCAGUUUACCACCCACCUCAGAGGAAGUACCCACACGCUCAGCCCCUGCGCUACCUGGACAGGUACAGGGACACCCACGAGCCCACCUAUGGUAUCUACUGAUCCCACAACAGCUUCCGCUCCGACCCCGACUCUCAUGGCAGAGGCUGAGGCCCGAGGUCAGGUCUGCUCCUUCAGUGACGUUUGAUAUGACCUUCUCAAAACCUCCUGCAAUUGAACAAAAAUAAAUAUUUUUAUAAUACGUUGGGAUUAUGGCCUGGAGAGGAUGGGAAUGUGCCCAUGAGAUAACUUGCGCUCUGUCUCCUGUGUGUGUUGGUCCUGACUGUGGAUUGGGUGACAAAAGAGCACUGAAUUUUUCUUUAGGGUUUCAAACCCAUCCCUCAAUACACUGAGGAAUUGUGUGUCAGCCUGGCUCCGCGGAGCACUCUCCCUGCGGAGUCAGAACACUGCGGGUCCGAGCAUCGCACCUGGACUUUGACACUCCAGCAUCACCAAGUUUUGUAAUUUUGUUGUUGUUGUUGUUGUUGUGGCACAGUGCUGGGGAGUGGGGGGCAGGGGUAGUUUUCUCGGAAGUGCCAUCCUUUGGAUGAGAGAUUAACCUGAUGUCCCAUCUGCCUGUACAGUCGGAGGUUCAAGAUGAAAUAAUAAUAAUAAUAAUAUAUUGCUUGUUACAGCGCCUUAUCCCGUCUUUGAGACGUCUCGAAGCGCUUCCCGGGAUACGCUGUGAAGUGCAUUAAUGGCGCUAUUGGAAUACAGGAAGGAGUUUCUCUCUCGCGCUGUCCGGGCGAACAGAUCCCCGCAAAAUAAAAGUGGCUGUUUGCCUCGGUGGCUGUUUGUAAACA